UAGAACCCUUCGUUGUCCAUUUAAAUUCCUGACCAUUAUCAAAAAGUCGUUUUAUAACCCUUACAAGAACAUAAGUUCAUGUAUUUUACAGUUUUGGUUAUUCAGUAACAUGAGACGAUGUGAUGAUCUGAAGAAGGAAUUUCAAUUUAGCAAUUUUGUAUUUGAUCAUGAUUCCCCUAAACUGUUUGUUCUGACAGAGUGUGGUCCUGGGAUCUUAUAUCCUAUAUGGAGUGGAUUUUGGUUAGUAUGGCAUAUUGUAUGGUUUUCUCUUGAUCCGUACAAUGCAUACAAAAAUGGAGGAGACGGUGAUCCAUAUUACUUCAUAUAUUUGACAAACUGGGGUUAUAUACUGGUGGGAUUUCAUAAUCUUGUGGAUUUUAUUGUUACUUUAUAUGUCCAUGUGAGGAGAUCUGAUAUUGUACAUUUAUCUCCCAAGUCAGAUAAUAAAGAUCAAAUGCCAUGGUAUAUAAAACUACUUUGGAUAUUGUUUGAGAUCAAUAACAGUAUAAGUGUCUUGAUAACUAUAGCAUUCUAUGGCUUACUGACACCAAGUGGUGACCCAACUAGUAUAGAAAAGCACGCCAUUAACUCAGUGUAUGUUCUGUUGAAUCAUUUUGUCUGUGCCAAACCUGUUCGAUUAUUACAUGUUAUAUAUCCGCUAGUAAUCGGUGUUAUUUAUGUAAUAUUUUCCGUGAUUUAUCAAGUUGGCGGAGAUGGAGCAGCAAUUUAUUCGGUUUUAGACUGGGACCAAGCUGGAACGACUAUCAUAUAUGUCGUAGCUCUCACAUUUAUUGGUGUUCCUGUUGUUCACAUAGCUUUCUUUGCUAUGUAUCAGCUACGCAUAUUUAUCCACGACAAAUGUUGCGCUAAACUGAAUAUAGUGCAUUGUUAUAAUGAAGAAACCGCAAUCAGAUCUGGAGAAAGGGGUGUGUCAUCUUACUAGUGAUGAAUGUAUCAGCAUUUCAACUCAUCUAUGCUAGUUUAGUAUUUUAUUAUUUUAACACUUUUAUUUCAUAUCUUAUGAGAGCGCAGAUCCAUUAAAAUUAAUGUCAAAUUGUGUUGUAUACUAUUUAUUUUUAUAUUCUUUCAUUCAUAUUUCUGAACCAACAUAUUGUGUAUUUGCAAACAUUUAACUUGGGGAACAGUAUAUAUGUUCCUGAUUUAGAUGAAUGUCCAGUGGCGGAUCCAGGGGUUGGUCCAGGGGUUGUACGCCUUUUUUUGGACGAGCAAUGCAUUUGAAUGGGGACAUUUCGUUGGACCUCAGUCCCCCCCUUUUUUUAAUGGGUUUGGAAUCCUCCUUUUAAAAUGGUUGGAUCCGACCCUGAUGUCGACCACGAAUAUCAGAAUGUGUUCAUGGUAAAAUAUACCUGAGUGUUUUUAUAUUAAAACAACAAGAUUUUUUCUAAAGCGUAAUGUUCUCAUCAUUUGUUUGUAGCAUUAUAGAUUCUUUUGGCUGUCGACAUAUAACAAAGGUGUCAAGUAGAAGGUUUAUUUUAAGUUUGUAUUAUGUA
This is a messenger RNA of Mytilus trossulus (common blue mussel), 1511 nucleotides long. RefSeq names its product protein rolling stone-like. Bases 110 to 943 code for a protein of 277 amino acids. The record is from RefSeq and is a predicted model, not a curated record. Lineage: Eukaryota; Metazoa; Mollusca; Bivalvia; Mytilida; Mytilidae. The transcript is spliced from 4 exons. Gene Ontology annotation, cellular component: membrane.